AUGGCUUCGCCGCGCCGAUCGGAAGCCGACUCCCCCAGUCCGGCACCCGGACCGGGUUCAGGCCCCUCAUCCCCACCUCAUUCCGGUCCCGAUCCGGCCGGGUCAAUGUCAAGAAUUACAGCGGCGGCAGCAUCACCACCCACCACCGCCUCCAUCCCCCGCAGCCUCUGGCGCCUCACCAUCCCCCUCUACAUCACCCACCCCUCCCUCCCCAACACGCCCUUCAUAACCUCCCUGCCGCGGCUAUCAUACCUGUCUCUGCUCCUGCCCCGAAUCCGCGCCUUCCUGCCUCCAUCCAUCCCAGCCCCAACGAGCUUCCAGCACGAGGGCAUCGCGCUGCGCGCCCUACCGCUCGGCCUGCUCGUCGACCUGUACCAGCCGGCCCUCCCCUGGCGCCUGACGGUCGACCAGGGCGACGACUGGCACGUGGGCGACACGUUCCUCAACGGCGUCAAGGAGGCUGACUUUGUGCGCAACGGACACGCCAAGCAGAUUAUGGGCAUGAGCAAGGCCGACACCACGGCCCUGUGGAACGCCGUCCGCGACGCUGACUACCCGGCCUGGGCCCGCAUCAACGCUCGUCUGCUCAACCCCAGCACCCCGAUCAAGCACGUGCCCCUGCGCAUCUACAUCCCCACCAGUGGCGGCAGCACCACGGGGGCGCCGCCCGCCGGCUCCUUUAGGGUCAUGCAGACCCUCGUGCCGCCCAGGACGGCGAAU
Pyricularia pennisetigena is the source of this 720-nucleotide messenger RNA. RefSeq lists its product as uncharacterized. Gene Ontology annotation, biological process: autophagy of mitochondrion; C-terminal protein lipidation; nucleophagy. NCBI's taxonomy places the organism in Eukaryota, Fungi, Ascomycota, Sordariomycetes, Magnaporthales, Pyriculariaceae. The annotation marks the transcript as partial. Gene Ontology annotation, cellular component: Atg12-Atg5-Atg16 complex; phagophore assembly site membrane; cytoplasm. The record is from RefSeq and is a predicted model, not a curated record. The transcript has a single exon.